Molecule: messenger RNA, 1459 nt
Organism: Plodia interpunctella (Indianmeal moth)
Lineage: Eukaryota; Metazoa; Arthropoda; Insecta; Lepidoptera; Pyralidae
Exons: 2
Coding region: 279-1421 (380 amino acids)
Source: RefSeq, a predicted model, not a curated record
ACCCAGAAUCCACAUUCAGAAUAUGAUCACAAUGUCGCUUCUUCCUCUAUAAUAUAAUAUUGCCAAACACGCAAAUAAAGGCAGAAAUGUAACUCUUUUAACCUUGAUCUAGUCUAGGUAUAUUCUAGGUAUUUGUCUGUGAAGAACCUACGCUUUAGAAUUUUCAUUUGAUUAUGGAUGCUGACACUUCUAGGUUUUGAAGAAAUAGAUAUAUAGGUACACAAUAUACAUACAGUACCUAGGUAUGUUAUUUUUUCAGAUCACUAUAAAAUAUAACAAUGGAAAAUUCAAUGCAGGAUAUUACUAGUAUCGAUUCUCACGAUAAAAUGGUCAAUAUGAUCGUAACAUUUAGUAAUAAUAAUAAUUGUACCAACGCAGCUAGCUCUAAGGAAACCACAUUAAACAUACAUGAAAAUAAGAACCCAUAUUUUGAUUUUGAUAAAGUACCUAAUGUUGAUAUGUCUGGUUUUCAAGAAUUUGAUCAAGUAUUAAGCAAGUACAGAGAAGAAAAAGUUUUUGAUUAUAAUACACAAUUACAAAGGACAAUUGAAACAAACAGUGCUGAAUUCCUUGAAAUAAGUAUUGCUGAAAAUGUUAACAAAACUAGGACUUUUCAUGACAUGUAUCGAGAGUACUUAAAAAAUUGUAUUGGAUAUGAUGAAAGCCACUUCGAAACUAUUAAAACAGAAUUACCAGAUAUUAUUUCUCUCAGUGAAGAUAAUUUACAAGCACUAGAUGAUCAAUGUGUAGACUUAGACGAUAUAUCACUUGCUUCAAACAAUAUUUUUACGUUUGAAAACUCAGAAUUUACAAAUAUAGAAAUAGAGAUCGAUGAUAAUAAAGUGGCUGAUAGUUCUGAAGUAUUACGUAAUAUAAACUCGGAUGCUAAUGAUUUUCAAGAUCAAUUAACUAACAAUGAGUACAGAUGUACCGAGGAACCAAAUAAAAAUGAUGAAGUAGAUAUAGACAAUAAUUCUGAUUGUAGUUACCAUUCUUCUGAUUUCGAAGUUAUCACUGAAGAAGAAGCGAAAAUGGAUGGUCUGAUCUUGAAUUUUAGAAAUGACAAUAAAGAACAUAUUUGUAAUACGAAUGACGCAAAUUUUAUUGAAAUGUACCUCCCUCAUGCUCACGAUGAAGUAUACAGAGAUCACAAAAUACCAGAAGGGGAGGAUUUUUACAAUUUGUUUCGUGGCCUUAACGCUCCAGCCAAUGUGCCUGAUAUCUUCUUAGAAAAUAAGUCUGUAAUGCCCACACAAUGUAUGAGCGUGGAGAAGGAAGCGUUAGGAUUCGAUUUGAGAAUUUUGAAUAAAGAUACCGUUGUGAUUGAUGAAGGACAUCAAGAAGAAGCGAAAGAAACUGCCAGGAAGAUCUUGGAGGCCUACGGCAAUAACAACAGGCGACGCAGUCGUAAAUUUUUGUAGCCUUUAUUUUCUGCAAUAAACAUUUUUUUAUUAUUCUA